AUGGAUCUUAGAAGCGGAAAACAAACUGGAGAAGAAUCAAGUGAGUCUCUAUCAGAACAAGAAAUGACAAUGGAACAAGGACCAAUUACAGGAAGAGGAAGAAAAUCGACAAGACAGAAUAUGUUAGAAGAUAUGAUGAAAACCAUACAAGAAGAUAGAACGAAACAAGAGGAAGAUAGAAAAAGACAAGAGGAAGAUAGAAGAAGACUGAAGGAAACAAUAAAACAAGGUAGAAAAGAAGAUUUACAAAAAUUAGAAGAAGGUAGAAAAGAAGAUUUACAAAAAUUAGAAGAAGGUAGAAAAGAAGAUUUACAAAAAUUAGAAGAAGGAAGAAAAUAA
This is a messenger RNA of Anoplophora glabripennis (Asian longhorned beetle), 339 nucleotides long. RefSeq names its product high mobility group nucleosome-binding domain-containing protein 5-like. The transcript has a single exon. NCBI's taxonomy places the organism in Eukaryota, Metazoa, Arthropoda, Insecta, Coleoptera, Cerambycidae. The coding region runs from base 1 to 339 and encodes 112 amino acids. The record is from RefSeq and is a predicted model, not a curated record.